AUGCUGCUGCGCGUGCGCGUGACGUCGUUCCUCUCGGGCUUCGGCCUCGCGUCGGCAGCGGCCUUCUACCAGCUGCAUAAUGACAUAAAGAGCAGCAGCACGUUCCUGGCGGCGCAGGCCGAGGAGGCGCGGGACAGCCUGGACCGGCGCGUGGCGGCGCUAGAGGCGGCCGUGCUCAAAAAGCAGCCCGCGGCGCCCGCGCCGGCGGCCGCAGAGGCCGAAGCGGUGCUGCUGCAUGCGGCAGAUGACGUGGCGCACGCCGUAGAGGGCGCCGCGGCCAGCGGAUAG
Molecule: messenger RNA, 288 nt
Organism: Monoraphidium neglectum
Lineage: Eukaryota; Viridiplantae; Chlorophyta; Chlorophyceae; Sphaeropleales; Selenastraceae
Exons: 2
Coding region: 1-288 (95 amino acids)
Source: RefSeq, a predicted model, not a curated record